Molecule: messenger RNA, 334 nt
Organism: Entamoeba dispar SAW760
Lineage: Eukaryota; Evosea; Mastigamoebida; Endamoebidae
Exons: 1
Source: RefSeq, a predicted model, not a curated record
AUGUCGUUUUCAUCUAAUUCAACCUUUAAGCACAAGAAAUAUAGUCCAACUAAAGCUACUGUUGAUAUUUCAAAACGUAAUCAGAGACAAGAACUUACUGUUACUAUUCCCGUAUCAACUGAAUGGAAGGGUGCUAUGAAACAUCUUGGUGGAAGAGAUUAUAGUGAUGUUCAUACUAUUUCAGCUUUAUCUAUGCUUUCUGGUUCCAGACAAUUUAUAGAAAUGUGUGAUUGUUUUGAUCAAUUUAAAAUUAUGGAUGUUCAUAUUUGUGGCGAUGUUAGUAAAGGAGUAUCCACAUUAAUGAAUUUUAGAGUGUGUUUUAUAAAGAGUAUCA